AAGGUGGGGAAGGGAAGGCAUGACAGUUCAGGACCAGUGGGAACCUUCCUACCCCAGCCUCCUCCUCUCCGGAGCAUGCCAGAUAUUUCUGUCCCGGGAGCAGAGCUCUGCUGUUCAGGGACGGAGAGCAAAGGGUGCAAGGUUCUUCCCUCCCACUCGGGGCGUAGGGCUGGGGCCCGCGCCUCCCACCAAGGCCCAGGCCGGUGGCCGAGCCUAAGGCUCCAGCUGCUGCGUGCUCCGUCAGUGCAGGCCCCGCGAGCGGUCCGCAUUUUACUUAUCGCGCAGCCUUGGCCUUUCCCUCCGCAGUCAUGGGCGCCGCAGCCUCGUCUGCUCUCACUGGGCUCAGCCUCCCCCAGCUCCGCUUCAGCCUUGUGCUCCCGGGCUUGGCGCAGCCCAGGGCUGCGUGGCUCGGGGCGGCCGCGUUGGGACUGGCUGCCGCGGCGGCUCUGGGGGUCGCCGCUUGGAGCAGCAGGGGUCCGCGGCGGCGGCGGCGGCGACGGCGGCUCCAAGGGCGGCUGCGACAGGUGGGCACCGUGGCGCAGCUCUGGAUCUACCCCAUCAAAUCCUGCAAGGGAGUGCCCGUGAACGAGGCUGAAUGCACGGCGAUGGGGCUGCGCAGCAGUCACCUGAGGGACAGGUUUUGGCUUAUCAUCAAUGAAGAAGGAAACAUGGUCACUGCUCGACAGGAACCCCGCCUGGUAUUAAUUUCUCUAACCUGUGAAAAUGACUCCCUGACUCUCAGUGCAGCCUACACCCAGGACUUGAUUCUGCCCAUCAAAGCACCCACUGCAAAUGUAGUGAGGAAGUGCAGAGUUCAUGGCCUUGGGAUUGAAGGAAGAGAUUGUGGUGAUGAGGCAGCCCAAUGGAUUACCAAUUUUUUGAAGACUCAGCCCUAUCGGCUGGUACAGUUUGAGCCUCACAUGCGGCCAAGAAAUUCCAAACAAAUACAGGAUGCUUUCAGGACUACCGAUAAGGUUGCUUACCCUGAUGCCAGUCCUUUCUUGAUUCUCUCUGAGGCUUCAUUAGCAGAUCUCAAUUCCAGACUUGAGAAGAAGGUUAAAGCAAAUAACUUCCGGCCCAAUAUAGUGAUUUCCGGAUGCAGAGUUCAUGAGGAGGAUUCUUGGAAUGAAAUACUCAUUGGUGAUGUGGAGAUGAAGAGAAUAAUGGCUUGUGGCCGAUGCAUUUUAACAACUGUAGAUCCAGACACUGGCAUUAUGAGUAGGAAAGAACCAUUGGAAACCCUACGAAGUUAUCGACAGUGUGAUCCCGCUGACCAAAAGAUAUAUGGCAAGUCACCUCUCUUUGGACAGUAUUAUGUCCUGGAAGAUCCAGGAACAAUCAAAGUGGGAGAUCCAGUGUACCUCUUAGACCAGUGACAGCAUCAUCUCUUUAUGGGACAAAUCCUUUUUUGCAUAUUUUCUGGGAAAUAAUCCCUUUAAGAACAGUUUUUAGAAAUUAACAUACUCACUAUCUCUUCUGAUAUGUGUCCUCCAGUUUUCAUCUUUUAGGCCUCCAUGUGUGACUUCCAGUAUCCCAGAGAACUAAAAGAAGAUAUGAGUUCUUAAUGCUGCUAGAACUUCUGGGAGUCACUCAAAGGAUAAGAUGGGCUUUUCUGAUAAUUAUUCUCUUUUAAGUGGGAGCAUCUGGAUGGGUGUAUUGGGGUGGGUAAUAAAAAAGAACAAAGCACUCUCUUAGGUCUUUGUGUUGAGGAGAGAAGAAUGAGCUGCAGCAAUGAUCAGUUUACUCUCAUAUCACCACUAACUAUGAGAGAAAUUAGAAACUAACUAGAGAAAAAAAGGAAAGAAAAAAGAUAGCAAGAUAAAAAGAACAGAAAAUACUUUGGAGGGUGUAUUUUGUUGUUGUUCAAACAUAUCCAAUUCUUCAUGACUUCAUUUGGGGUUUUCUUGGCAAAGAUACUGGAGUGGUUUGUCAUUUCCUUCUCCAACUCAUUUUACAGAUGAGGAAAGUGAGGUAAUCAGGCUAAGUGACUUGCCCAGGGUCACAUGGCUGGUAAGUGUCUGAGGCCAGAUUUGAAUUUAGGAAGAUGUCUUCUUGACUCCCGCCCAGCUCUCUAUUCACUCUACCACCUAGUUUAAAUCUCUAUUUCAGAAAAGUUGAGUAACAAUUAAAACACUCCCCAAAGAGACACUAAAAUUCUUCCUUAUCUUCUUUAGAAAGCCAAUGCGACAUAAUAAAGUAACUCUCAUACUCAGGAGUUCAUAUCCUGCCUCUACAUUUACUUAUUUACUUGUGUGACCAUGGGUAAGUCAAUGAACUAUUGUGAACUUUAAUUUCCCUUUUGUAAAAUGGGGAUAAUAAUGUCUAGAGUACCUACCUCAUGGAAUCUGAGGAUUAAAUGAGAUAAUAUAUGUGAAGCACUUUGGAAAAUUUAAGGUGCCAUGUGACUGGAUGAUGAUGAGGAGGAUGAUGAUGACUUGGAGCUUUUAAAAAGAUACAAAUUGGCUACCCCUACACGAGCCUGGCAUAAUUGCCUUUUUAGAUAGAGUUGGUUAGGAUUUAAAUGAUGUAUCCUUGCCUUGGAUUCUGCCAUCUCUGGACUAGAUGAUAACUGCAUGACAAUUAAAUAGAAGUCACUAGCUAUUAAAUUUCCCCAAGGGUCAGGAUAAACUUUAAAGUACAUUUUGAUGUGUAAUUUUAAGGCUUUAACCCCUUUUAAGCUUCAUUACUUGAUUGGUCAGUGCCCAGAGAAAUGAGGAUGUCCUUACAUUUUUGUGGACCUGAUAAAUGGGGAACCUUCUAGGGGAUGGUAGGUGAGCUUGGGAUGUCUAAAGAACUAGAAGAUCGUCCAUGUGUGAUUUUGGUCAUUUUGUCCCUGGAGAAUUGAAAAAAGAGGAGUGAUAAGUCAGAAUCUUAAUUUAGAAUGUUACCUGCUGUGGGAAGGUUGAAUAUUGGUCUAACCUGCUAAAGUUGAUCUAAACCAAUGUCAUAAAAGUAUGGAUGGUUUGUAAGCAAAUUUCACAGGCUCUUUUCUUAAGCUAGUUGUGCAGCUGUGGAAGGUCUUGUCAUCAGAUCUGCAGUGUUAAAAAGUUAAUACUGAAAGGCUCUGAAGUUUGGGUAACAGAAAUAGAAUAUGGUAAUGUGAUUUUAAGAUGAGCAACUACUGAAGAAACUUUUAAAGGCAGCAAGAAGAGACCUUGUUAUUUUGUUUAUAAACAGAGAAAUGUCUAAUUUUUCUACUGAUUUAUUUACAGUUCUUAAAUUGUAUAUCUUUAUAUCUAAUUUUAUAUCCUGUAUAUCUCAUUUUCUUUCUUUGUAGCAGGAAUUUGAUUAAAAUUUUAAAACUAUGAAUAAAUGGAAAUGACUUUCCUUGUUAAAA
This is a messenger RNA of Antechinus flavipes (yellow-footed antechinus), 3337 nucleotides long. Its product is annotated as mitochondrial amidoxime-reducing component 1-like. The transcript has 7 exons. The record is from RefSeq and is a predicted model, not a curated record. Lineage: Eukaryota; Metazoa; Chordata; Mammalia; Dasyuromorphia; Dasyuridae. The coding region runs from base 309 to 1376 and encodes 355 amino acids. Gene Ontology annotation, cellular component: mitochondrial inner membrane. Gene Ontology annotation, biological process: nitrate metabolic process. Gene Ontology annotation, molecular function: nitrate reductase activity; molybdenum ion binding; pyridoxal phosphate binding.